Messenger RNA from Malassezia japonica, 690 nucleotides. RefSeq lists its product as uncharacterized. Bases 1 to 690 code for a protein of 229 amino acids. The record is from RefSeq and is a predicted model, not a curated record. NCBI's taxonomy places the organism in Eukaryota, Fungi, Basidiomycota, Malasseziomycetes, Malasseziales, Malasseziaceae. Gene Ontology annotation, molecular function: protein binding. The transcript is spliced from 6 exons.
AUGGCCUUUCGCAUGAAUGCGCGCCGCUUUGCGGCUGUUCUUGCGCGCCGCCCCGCACUGCGUGUGCCGCGUGUCGCUGUAGCGAUGCCGCGUAUGGCGGUGCCUGUGCAGACCUACGCCACGGAACGCGACCCGUCGGUCUCGCUCAAGGACCCCGUCGAAGACGAGUCGCAGCGUCACCUGGAGCUCGGUACGCUGGCGCUCGAGAUGGGUGACCUCGAAAAGGCGAUUGCCGAGUACCAGAAGAGCAUCGAAGUGCAGGAGAAUGCAUCGGCGUACUACAACAUUGGCGUGUGCAAGUACCAAGAGCAGGACCUCGAAGGCGCGAUCAGCGCAUGGAAAGAGGCGCUGCGUCUGUCGCCCGACAGCCCUGACGCGCACACGAAUCUCGCAUCGGCCUAUGUGAUGUCGAAGCCGAGCCGCCCCGACCUUGCGAUCGAGCACCUGCAAACCGCUGCAUCGCAGACGCCCGACGAUGCCGAGAUCCAGUUCAACCUCGGCGCGGUGCUGGAAGCGUGCGAGCAGCUCGAGGGCGCUGUAGAGGCGUACAAGAAGGCGUCGCUCGGCGGUAUCGAGCGUGCCGAACAAAACGUGCGCAACUGCACCGCGAAGCUCAUGGCCGCGCGCCUCGAGGUGGAGCGUAAGAAGAAAGCGGGCGAGCUGCCGGAGGAGAUUACCGAGCCUAAGUAG